CGAUUUCGGCCGAAGCGGCUUCGGCGGUAUCCGCAUGUGCAACAUCCGUUGACAAAUCCCAGUGAUCGCUUUCGGUUGAAUCCAAAACAAACAGAAUCUCAUCUCAACAUUUGUGAAAGAAUUGUGAAUCUCACUGAAAAAUGGGGCUUGGGGGCUGCUACGCCAUCUUAAAAUACCUCCUGGUGCUCCUAAAUUUGAUAUUUGCGUUGUUGGGCAUUGCUGGCACCGUCUUCGCAAUAUGGAUGCUCGUCGACCCCUCAUUUUCGCUAUCGCUCACUCAAGACUACAUAAUUUCGGUCGUAAUAAUUCUCAUCGCUUCACUUCUCCUCCUCGUUGUGGCUAUUUUCGGCAUUGUUGGCGCUUUGAAAGAGAGCCAGUGUGCCCUAACGACCUUCUUCUGUCUCCUCUUAAUCAUUUUCGUAGCUGAGGUAUCAGCCGGAGUUUGGGUGCACAUCAAUCGAGACAGCCUCAAACUGCAAAUUAAAAAUGCUGUUGAACUCACCGUGGAACAGGAAUACUACACCAGCGACAAUCGCAAGGCUAUUUUUGACACCUUUCAGCAAAAAUUGCAAUGUUGCGGCGCCAAAGCGGCUAGCGACUGGAUCGGGAAUAAGAAAGUGGUGCUUACGGUGACCUCAAACCAGGAGAAUUAUAGCAUUCCCAUGAGUUGCUGUCGCGAAGGGACUACGAUGGAAGAUUGCAAAAAAGCAACGCUAAAUAUUAAGCCGACAAGCUCGAUUGACUACACAGCGAUUUACGACAAAGGUUGCUACUACGCCAUUAUGACCAAGUUGGAAGAGCUUUCGUGGGUUUUGAUCGUUGGAAUAGUUCUAGCGGUGAUCCAGAUUUUGGGUUUGAUCUUUGCUCUGAUUCUUGCAUUUGCCGUUAACCGAUCUAAUAGGUACAAAGCCUAAAAUUAAAACAUACAAAGGAUAUUUUUCUUCUACAAAUUUAUUUUCGGAUCAAGAGUUUAUAUUAAAAUGCAGAAGAAUCGCACAUAUUUUCGAUUGUGUACAAAUUGUAUAUCCUUAAACUUCAAGUGUUGUAACAUGUGUGCCAUAUAUUGUGACCGACGGUUUUGCACGAAACGGCCGAUUGAAGCUCAUUAGAGUCAAAAUUGUCCAAAUUUUACAAUGGUUGUUUCGUGCAAAAACGCCCGGAUGUGUAACUUAGCUUUACCUUUAGAUAUAGUUUGGUGUACAACCUUUCUAAGCACUGUACCUAAAAUAUAUUUUCUUAAAAGAAAAUUUUUCGACAUGCACUAGCAUUUACUCAUGACAUUUAACUUUAGACUGAUAUUUAUUUUCACUGUUCGAAUGUCCAGUAAUCUCAUUUACUGUCUCUCAAGUUUUAGUUGAUGAUUUAGACGAGAGCAUUCCAUUUUUGAUGAAUGCUGUUAGAAAUCCUAGCAUGCCAGUGUUAAAUACGUAGUGUAAGUAGUAUAGAGUUGCCAAAAUGUUUUUAGUUCUGAUGUGAAUAAUCAGUAUUGUAGUCUAAUUUUUUUAUUAUAAACAGUUGUGUGCCAAAAACUUUCAAAUUUACAGAGUUGCCUAUUUGGUUAUAUAUUUUAUCAAAUAUUUAAGAAAAUUCUUUGUUACCAUACCAUUUCAGCAGCCAGUCAGUGAUAGUGAAGAAACGAGCCAAGGAAUUGUCAGUACUAAUAAUAUUAAUUAGAAUUUAUCGAAGUUGAUGCUAUUUAAAUGGUAUAUUGUGAGUCGUGAUUCAUUCAGUUUUCCGGCAUUUAUAUUAGUUUCAGCAUUGUAUAUUCAGAUAUUUAAUGGAAUAAGAUGUGUUUUAGCUUAUUUUGUUAAUAAACAAAUACAACCAAUAA
Tribolium castaneum (red flour beetle) is the source of this 1831-nucleotide messenger RNA. RefSeq names its product CD81 antigen. NCBI's taxonomy places the organism in Eukaryota, Metazoa, Arthropoda, Insecta, Coleoptera, Tenebrionidae. The transcript is spliced from 3 exons. Gene Ontology annotation, cellular component: plasma membrane. The record is from RefSeq and is a predicted model, not a curated record. The coding region runs from base 141 to 914 and encodes 257 amino acids.